UGCCCGCUGUCGUGCCAGAUGACUCGAUGCCCGCUGUCGAGCUUGGUGACUCGGUGCCCGCUAUUGAGCCUGGUGACUCUGUGCCCACUGUCGUGCCAGAUGACUCGGUGCCCGCUGUCAUGCCAGAGGACUCGGUGCCCGCUGUCGAGCCAGAUGACUCGAUGCCCGCUGUCGAGCUUGAUGACUCGGUGCCCGCUGUCGUGCCAGAGGACUCGGUGCCCGCUGUCGUGCCAGAGGACUCGGUGCCCGCUGUCGAGCCAGAUGACUCGGUGCCCGCUGUCGAGCCAGAUGACUCGGUGCCCGCUGUCGAGCCAGAUGACUCGGUGCCCGCUGUUGUGCCAGGUGACUCGGUGCCCGCUGUUCUGCCAGAUGACUCGGUGCCCGCUGUCGAGCUUAGUGACUCGGUGCCCGCUGUCGAGCUUAGUGACUCGGUGCCCGCUGUCGUGCCAGGUGACUCGGUGCCCGCUGCCGUGCCAGGUGACUCGGUGCCCGCUGCCGUGCCAGGUGACUCGGUGCCCGCUGUCGAGCUUGACGACUCUGUGCCCACUGCCCAGCCUGACAAGCCUCUGUCCGCUGCCCAGCCUGACGUGCCUCUGUCCGCUGCCCAGCCUGACGUGCCUCUGUCCGCUGCCCUGCCUGACGUGCCUCCGCUGCUGCCCAGCCUGACGUGCCAGCC
Messenger RNA from Staurois parvus, 676 nucleotides. Lineage: Eukaryota; Metazoa; Chordata; Amphibia; Anura; Ranidae. The record is from the annotation of a GenBank genome assembly.